Molecule: messenger RNA, 2245 nt
Organism: Nicotiana tabacum (common tobacco)
Lineage: Eukaryota; Viridiplantae; Streptophyta; Magnoliopsida; Solanales; Solanaceae
Product: IRK-interacting protein
Source: RefSeq, a predicted model, not a curated record
AAAUUCUCACCCUCUUAUUACCACUACUCCCCUCUCCUCAACCCCACAAAAACAAAACCUCUCUUCUCUUCUGUCCCUCUCCUUUUUUGGUCCUCCAAAAUUCUUACCACUAGAUAUUGUACUAUAUUCUAUCCUCUAUAUUUCUCAACAAAAAAAGAAUCAAGAUUUCAAUGUAGAUAGACAUAACACUAUAAACCUAUGACAUUAGUAUAAAUUUAGUACUCCCUUUUUUUCCCCUCACUAAUGGCAACUGCAAGUGCUGCUUCUUCAACACAAAUAUUUCAAGAAGAUGAAGAUGAAGUUACAAGGAAGGGAAAUUACAACAACAAUAAUAUUAAUGGAGUUAGUAGACAAGAUAUUCAAGCUGCCAUUGCUAAAACUAUUGAGCUAAGAGCUUUACAUGCUGCUCUUUUACAAGGGAAUAGUCCUGCAUCAGCUACUGCUCUGAAAUUUCCUUCUUCUGUUUCUCCUUCUUCUCAUCAUUCACAUCAUUUAUCUGCUCAAGAUUAUCCUAUUUUCACACCAAGCUAUGAAGAUGAACCAUUACCAGGAUACAAACAACUACAGUUAGAUCACAAUCCAAACUAUGCUGAAAUUUGGGAUGAAUAUGGCUUUGGAGUAGGAAAUGGUAAUAAUGAAGCCAUUAUAUCGGAUUACAGAAAGGCGAGUUUGUCCUUGAGGAAAGGAUUUACUAACAGUUUGAUCAACUUAGAACCCCACGUUUGUCCGGCUGAUGAUCAGAAAUCAGUCACAAGCUCGUGUACUGAUCAAAUCACUAUGCAUAGAGCUUCUCCUAUUGCUCAUAAUUACUGCAAGUCUAGGAGAAACUCGUUAGGGGACCUAAAAUCGGUUUCAUCUUGCAACAAGUGUAAGCCUGCAAUAAUUAGUACUGAAGCUGAUGGAUCUAGUAAGAGUGGGAAGAACUCGAAUGUUGUCGUGCCAUUGUCAGAUUCUCAUGUUUCUGUUCAAUCAUCGCAGCCAAAGAGUAAAGGGCUGAACUUAUCAUGGCUGUUCCCUAAGCUAAAGAAGAAAAACAAGGUUGAAAGUUCACCAAACCGGACAGAAUCCGAGGAGGUUUCUCAGGGUUUUAAGGAUAUAGGAACAGUUUCUAUCGAUACAUUGAAGAAAGAGCUCAUGGAAGCAAAUGAGAGCAGAGAUGCAGCGUUGAUGGAAGUCUCGGAAAUGAAGUCUUCUUUAGGUGACCUAAAGCAAAAGUUAGAGCAUUUAGAAACUUACUGUGAGGAGCUAAAAAAGGCAUUGAGGCAAGCAAUUCAAGCAAAGGAGUCCCCUGUAUCAGCACAGCUUAGAAAUCUUUCUAAAAUGGGGAAAUCCAUUGAUGGGGACGGAGAAAAUCUGAUCCCGGUUAGUGAAGAGGUAAUGCUAGAAGGGUUUUUACAGAUAGUAUCAGAAUCAAGAUUAUCAGUGAAGCAAUUCUGCAAGACUCUAAUUGGACAGAUUGAAGAGACAGACAAUUCGUUAACCGAUAACUUGAACCUUUUGCUUCAACCUUACAAACUAUCUCUCAACUCAAAGUACUCGAAGGCAGCUCUAUACCACAUUGAAUCCAUCAUAAACCAAUCACUUUUCCAAGAUUUCGAGAACUGUGUGUUCCAAAAGAAUGGCUCACCGAAGCACCUAGACCCUCAACAAGAACGCCACGCUCAGUUCUCUUCCUUUGUCGCGUUGAGGAACCUAAGUUGGAAUGAAGUGUUAAGAAAGGGGACAAAGUACUAUAGUGAAGACUUCAGCAAGUUCUGUGAUCAGAAAAUGAGUUGCAUUAUCACAACACUUAAUUGGACAAGGCCAUGGCCUGAACAACUCCUCCAAGCAUUCUUUGUUGCUGCUAAGUGCAUUUGGUUGCUGCAUUUGUUGGCGUUUUCGUUCAAUCCUCCACUCGGGGUUCUACGAGUUGAAGAGAAUCGAACUUUUGAUAUGCAUUAUAUGGAGGACGUUUUCGCGGAUAGGCAAAGAUCACAAGGUUCUAGCAAGGUCAAGGUCAUGGUUAUGCCUGGUUUUUAUGUGCAUGAUAGAGUACUUAGGUGUAAGGUAAUAUGCAGGUAUAAAAAUGUAGCAUAAUUAGGUUCUCUUCACCCCUUUUUCCUUUUCUUUUUGAUUUUCUUUCUUAGUAAUCUAACUUUGUAAUAGUGGUUUCUUCCUGAUUAUUUGUUUUAAGUGAGUUCUAUAAACUAGUUGCCAUAUUGUGAUCUAAACUUCAUCAAAUAAAUGUAGCAAAUUAUUAUCUUCA